Molecule: messenger RNA, 6975 nt
Organism: Symbiodinium sp. CCMP2592
Lineage: Eukaryota; Dinophyceae; Suessiales; Symbiodiniaceae
Source: the annotation of a GenBank genome assembly
AUGGCGAAUAUUGGAGAUGAGACGGAUGAGGAGCUUACAGGCCCCCCUGGAGCCACCGCCUCAGCGCACGGAAUGGGUCCUGCGCCUUUCAUGCAGCCACCGCCUACAAACCCUUUUCAGCCAACGAGCCCUACCAAUGCUGGAAGUGAAAUUGCUAUGACAGCUGCCGACUUGAGAGUUCUUAUGCAACGCAUGUCGGAGGCCACACAGGCUGCCAGUGCGGCUGCUCAAGCCGCCGCUUUUGCAAGCACGGCCCAAGGUGCUCGACCUAUGGGUGUUGGAGAUCUGACCAAGGUGCUACCGAAGCCGGAUCCGUUCCGGCCCACUACGAGAGAUGAGGAGUUUGCGCAAUGGCCUCAGUGGAGCUGGACGUUUGAACAGUAUUUAUCGUGCUUGGAACCAGAGUUCAGCAGCGAGCUUCGUGAGUAUGGCCGGCAGCAGACAGCAGUGAUCUUGAGUUCUCUUGAUGAUGGUGCCAAGCGGCGGUCUCGGCUGCUGUACGGCAUGUUGAAUGGCCUACUGUAUGAACGCGGCAGGCGACUGUUGCGAUCUGUUCAGGAGCAGAACGGGUUUGAGGCAUGGAGACUGCUCAGCAAAGAUCUUAUGCCAAAGACCCGCAAUCGAGUUUUAGCUUUGCUGCGUACGAUCAAUAGCUGGCCGUCUUUUGCGGCCCAACAAGGACUUGCCCAGCAGCUGCUGCGACUUGAAAGCGCCUUUGAGGAGUAUGAGCGCCUCGAGCCAGGCGGUCUCCCGGAGAACAACAAGAUGGCCACUCUCCUCAGUUGCCUGACAGGCCAGCUCCGUCAGCAUGCCAAUGUAGUCAUAUCUGACGACAGCACGUACAGUGAUUUGCGUGAGCUUGUGCUGCGUUGGGAUGGAGCUAACACGAAGUGGCAAACCAGUGUUGCUUCGAGUUACGGCCUGAGUGAUGGAAAGAAAGGCUUGCAUGAUACCGGCGAUGUUGCGCCGAUGGAUAUAGACCGUGUGCAUGCAAAAGGUGAUAAAGGCAAAGACCGCAAGGGCAGGCCCAAAGGCGGCAAAGGCGACAAAGGCAAAGACGACAAGGGCAAGCACAACAAAGGCAGCAAAGGCGAUGCAGGCAAAGGCGACAAGGGCAAGAGCAAGGGAGGUAAGGACAAAGGUGGCAAUGCAAAGGGCAAUUGGCCCUCCGUGUGCAGUUGGUGCCAGAAGCCGGGGCACUACAAGCGUGACUGCUUUCAGUUCAAGGCCUACAUGCAAGGCCACCAGAAAGGUGCCCGGCAGGUUCAGGCCAACUCUUCUGCAGCGUUCGAUGCCGGCACUAGCACGACUGCCCCAUCUUCUGCGAGUGCCCUUCAAGCCCAGCAAGGCAAAGCAGGACAGUCCACCGUUCGCCGUGUUGCGGCUGAGCCACUUGUUUUCGACAUGUCAGACCUGGAGGAUCCGUUUCCUUAUGAGCCCAAUGUCUGUAUGAUCACUGUGACUGCGCCACAGAGUUAUGCAAUGGAUUCCCAGGAUGAUGAUGACCAGUGGACCCUGCCUCCUGAUGACUAUGCUGCGCUUGACUUGGCGCCGAGUCCUGCUACUGCGUGUGUUCGAGCAGUGACUGACGCAGGCCAGUGUGUGAUCAUCGACUCGGGUGCCGACAUCUCUUGCAUCCCUGAGACUUUUCAGUCUUGUGGCCGUGCCGCUCGUGCACGACCGCUGCAGGUUCAAGAUGCCCAAGGAGGCGCGAUGAAGAUUCAGGCCGAACGGUUGAUAGAGUUUGUGCUGUUUGGUGGGCCCCGGCCCGUGGUCAUUCGUGAACGCUGCAUUGUGGCAAAGGUCACCCAACCACUGUUAAGCCUUGGACGACUCAUGCGUAAGGGAUGGUGGCCUAUUCGCCAAGGUCAAGGUGACAAUGCAGGCGCAGGUCCUAUGUGCUUGCGCCACCCACGGAGUGGUGCCGAGGUGCCCCUGCUGUUCAAAGGCUACUCAUUGGCCGUGAAUGCUCAGAUCCGUCGUGUGGAGCAUGAGGGCCAAGACUUGAUGUACUACAAUCCAGGUGCAGGUGAGGUCAACAACCACUCUGAGGACGAAGUGAGCGAGAGCGAGGUCCGUGAUGCCAACAGCCAGGUCCGUGAUGCCAACAGCCAGGUCCGUGAUGCCAACAGCCAACAGGUUCGUGAUGCCGACAGCCAACAGGUCCGUGAUGCCGACAGCCAACAGGUCCGUGAUGCCAACAGCCAACAGGUUCGUGAUGCCGACAGCCAACAGGUCCGUGAUGCCGACAGCCAACAGGUCCGUGAUGCCGACAGCCAACAGGUCUGUGAUGCCGCAUGCAGUCAUUCUCAGUUUCAGGUCACAGGUGAGGUCCAAGAGGUGUGCCCAAGCCAGGUGCAAGUUGCGUCCAUCCAGGUGCGUUUUGAGGCUAAGACGCUUGAGUCUCUCGAUUUCGGAUGGCAAGUCAGUUCGUCUGGUCACCUGGUGUGGAGAGGUCGCACAAGUAGGUUUGUCGAUCCGAGUUUCAUGGCGCCAAUCGGCUGGCCUCUCAGGAGCACCCUCAUUUGCCGCAGUGGGACUUGGUUUCUGCUUGAGCACUGCGUGCCGUGGGCUGACUUGAAAGAGGUUGAAGCCGUUUUGCCCGGAGGUCAGGUUGCUGAGGUAAUUUCAUUUUUGCACGUGCAGGUUGAGCCCGUGUCAGAGAUAGGUGUGCAGCUCCCUGCAGGCAUGACCGAACCACAAGGUCUGCCAGAGCCAGAUUUUUAUCAUUUUCGAGCAGAGACUGAGCAAGCGCCUGUCGGGACAGUUGAGCAUGAUCGUGUGGUGCCCGAUGAUGAGGCUAUGCAAGGCCUAGAGGAUGCAGCUGGACAACCGAGCCCAGCGCCAAUGCCACUGCCCGACCAGUUGGAAGCUGGAGAGCCAACCGACAAUGUCGAGCCGCUGAGCCUUGAUGGUGUGCUCAUUGCGCAUGACUCCAGCCUAGCUGUUCUGAAAACUGCGGCAGCCAAGCUGAACCUUAGUACGGCUGGCUCCAAGUCCCGCCUCUUCAGCCGUGUCAAGGGAUAUCUUGAGAAGCAGCGUUUGGCCUUAGAGUUGGAGCUUGCUGCCGAUGCUCAAUCCUCAGGUGAGAGGCAACCCAGGGUUCAACCGGUCGCAGCCGCGCCCACCGAGGCAGAACGAUUCCUUCAUGAGUGCACCCACGUGCCUUUCAAGCCAUGGUGCCCACACUGCAUCAGCAUGCGAGCAAUGCCCGAUCGGAGUGAGUACUUGAAGGAGGGCCCCCGCGACAACCCAAUUAUUCAAUUUGAUUUUUCAUUUUCAGGGUACAGUGUGCCAGACGGCAUUUGCAACCUCGAUGCAGCUCCUGAGGACUCCCAGCGUGCACUUAAGUGCCUUGUGGCACAUGACAGCGCUACUGGCAUGAUCGCAGCGAUUCCAUGUGAGUCCAAAGGCGACACAAGGUACCUAGGCAUCGAGCUUAUGAGGUUCAUCCAAAGCCUCGGUCACACCACCGUGACCCUGAAGUGCGACAACGAGCCCUCCACUCUGACUCUGCAGCGAGCUAUCGUCACGGCUCGGCAACGGCUCGGGUUGCAGACGCUUGUUCAGAAUCCUGCCAUAGGUGCCAAAGGUUCCCUAGGCUUUUGUGAGAAGGCCAUUGACUCGGUGCGGAAGCUUGCAAACACUUUGCUUGAUCAGGCUCGUCACCGCACCGGCCUUCCCCUGCCUACAACGCAUGUUCUGUUUGCCUGGGCUUUUGUGCACAGUGCGUGGCUGCUCAACAGAUACAGAGUGAUUGGCAACAUGACAGCCUAUGAAAGGGCCUGUGGGGCUAAGUACAGUGGGCGAAUUGCGCCGUUCGCCGAACCGGUUUACUGCCAGCUUGAUGUUAAGCAGAAAGGCGACAAGCGGUGGAUGCUUGGAAUCCUGGUGAGCAAAUCCUCGCUCAACGACAUGUACAUCAUUGCUGGCAAGGACGGAAUACGACUGUCACGAUCCAUCCGCCGUGUGGGUCAACCUUGGGAGCUUGAAGUGCAGCUCUAUCGUGAGCUGAAGGGCUACCCUUGGGAUUAUGGAAGUGGUGUUAUAGGCACCAAGUUUGUGGCAAUGCCGAAGCAACGGCCAGCGGCUGUGGAUCCAGUGCGGGAUGUUGCACCGCCAAGGUCCCCUGAUGAGGCUGCGAGCGAGCCUCCAACACCUGCAGUUGAGGCACUGGGGAUGCCGGUUACGCCGUUGGGCGGGGCCGGAGCAAUGGCGCCACCGAGGCGCAAUGUGCCUCCUCCUGAGAGUGCUCGAGCAAUUCCAGAUGAGAGCAUGGCUGGUGUUGAAGCUGAGCCUCCGGGGCCCAAUCCUGCAAUGAGGCCCGAUCCACCUAGCACGCCUGAAGCAGAACUGCCACCGUUGAAGAAGCUGCGCAUUCGUGCUGUGACUUUUGGUGAGCAGUCCUAUGAAGUGAACGAUGAAGGCGAGUUUGAUUUGGACCAGCCCGACGGCUGGGAAGUGCAGACCAAGCUGUGGUCCAUGGAGUCCGAGACGGACGACAGUUUCAUGAAUGAGGUGAAGGCCAAUCCCGAAGCGGAAGUGGCCGAAGAUGAUGACAGACUGUGGUUUCCUGACAAUGGAAGGGAGCCAGAGCUCGAUGAUGCCAUUUUGGCCGAGCUUGACAACCUUGCUGAUCAAGUUGAGGUCAGCAGACUGCUGAAGAAAUCUGUGCUAAGACAUGCCACGAGUGAUGAUGAUCUGGGUUCGAUGAAGAGCCUCACUACAAAGUUUGUUCGAACGUGGCGGCACAAGAAGCGGAAUGGGGUUCCUUCAUGGUACCGCCGAUCCAGACUGUGUGCUCGGGAGUUUCGGUGGUUGGAUGAGUCCAAAGAAGGGUUGUUUAGCCCUGCUACAAGCACGGACAUUGUGCGCCUCAUCCCGGCGCAGUGGCUGAAUUGGAAGCAAUCGCGGCCAUCCGAGCAGUAUGCCAUUUUGGCGCUCGACGUGAAAGAUGCAUACCUUGAGGUUCCCCAGCCGACGCCAGUGGUUUCCAAAGUGCAAGGUCAAGACCUCGUGUUCAUGCGAAUGGUUCCGGGGCAACGUGAAGGAUCACAACAGUGGUUCUCACACUUCUGCGAGUAUCUCGGAGAGCACUUCGUGAUUGAAAAGUGCAAGGAGUGCCCUGCGGUAGUGCAUGUCAGCAGCAAGCCAGGAUCUGAUGGAGUUUGUGCAGACAAGGGUCCGGGCAUGAUCCAUGUUGAUGAUUCCUUGCUUCUUUUGCCGCUCCAGUGGGCCCGCGAGUGCUUUCUUCCAGUGAUUGAACAGCGAUUUCAGAUCACGUAUGAGCUUGCAUAUGAGGUGGGUCAUUCUUUCAGUUUCCUCAAGCGUGAGCAUACGAUUACAGAACAGGGUUUUGUGAUUCGGCAACCCUCUUCCUACAUUGAGCAGAUGAAGCAGACCAUGAAUGUCACGCAAAACAACCGACAACGGGUUCCAUGUUGGAGUGAACUUCGUGCUAAGGACACCACCCGUGAGCUCAACCACACCGAUGCAAGCAAGUUUCGACAAGCAGUGGGAACAGCCUUAUACAUAUCUUGCGACCGGCCCGAUGUGGGCUAUGCUGUGCGCAUGCUUGCAAGCUACAUGGCGAGGCCGACUGAGCAUGCAAAGGUUGGUUUGAUCAAGCUGAUCCAGUACCUUAUCAACACAUGUGAUUAUGGGAUCCUGAUGAAGUUUGCCGCUCCUGGGACAAGGAAACUGAACGGUUAUGUGUAUGAUUCUGGUUGUGCAGAUGACGCUGAGCGUAAUGUACUGGAGGUGUUUUCGGAUGCCGACUGGUCAGGGUCGAAGAAGGAUCGUCGAUCAUAUGGUGGAGCGAGUUUCUGUGUGAACGGACAAUAUGUCCACUACAUCUGUAGAUCUCAGAAGUGCAUCAGUUUGAGUUCGAUGGAAAGCGAGUACUACAGUGCUGUGGGAAGCGCGUGCCAGGGGCUGUUCAUGAAGGCUGUGAUCGAGUUUAUGAGCCGGAGCCCCUGCGACCUGAUCCUGUAUGUUGACAACCAAUCGUGCAAGGCCUUCUGUUUGCGUCAGGGAGUUACAAAAGCCAGCAAGCAUUUCGAGGGCCGGCUAUUGUGGUUGCAGGACAUUGUUCAGCAGAAGCGGCUGGUGAUGAAAUACAUCUCGACCCACUUCAAUUUAGGAGACCUUCACACCAAGCCACUUUCCCCAAGCCGAUUGCGAACUCUACUGUUUCUUCAUGACUUUGUGGACUGCCACUCAAGGCCAAUCGGGGAGAAUGAGUGGGAGCACACGUGCACUGCGGCGACGAUCCGAGCUCAGGUCAAGCGUGUUCGUACAGUGGCAGGCAAUGACAUGUCGAACACGUGGGUUAAGCGAGUGGCAAUGCUUUUGCUUAUGAUGCCGAUUCCUGCGGAAGCGAGUGCAGUGACAAGUGUCAACAUGAGUGCAUGUUUCUUCCUUGCAGUGCUUGUUUCGAUGUACAUGGCAGUGUAUGCAAUGGAGAGCACGGCAGAGCAUGGUGCCAAUGGUGGUGAUGAAGGAUGGCUGUAUAUUGCAGCACCCGGCGGGCCGUGGUACCGUCGUGGGGCAAUGUAUGCCGCUUGUGUUAUGAUGGCGACAAUUGCUUGGGGCCUUGGGUCAAUUUCGGCCGGUUUCUUUCGUGAUGUGGAGAUUGAAUCUACCACUACGACUACGACAACGACGACAACGUCAAGCAGCCAUGAUAUGAUUUCUUUUAUGCUUCUUUGCGGGCUGCUGUGCAUACUUGUGGCACUGAGCAUUUUGCUCGUGCGCACUCGGUGUGCGCUCAAUCGAGAGCGCACUGAGGUCCGAGAACUUGGAGCUUUGUGUUCGGCUCUAUGGGAUGAGCAGAAGGACGAUAAGAGGGCGCUUCACGAGCUGAAGCGCGAGAAUCGUUCAUUGCGGGACGAGAACGCGAUGAUACAACUUGAGUUCUAUGAAAUGCCUCACGGAAGGCAGUGUGCAAUGCGUGAUGCUACCACGCAGACAUGA